Penicillium angulare is the source of this 1464-nucleotide messenger RNA. Its product is annotated as glycoside hydrolase family 30 protein. Gene Ontology annotation, molecular function: glucosylceramidase activity. The record is from RefSeq and is a predicted model, not a curated record. Bases 1 to 1464 code for a protein of 487 amino acids. Gene Ontology annotation, biological process: glucosylceramide catabolic process. Lineage: Eukaryota; Fungi; Ascomycota; Eurotiomycetes; Eurotiales; Aspergillaceae. The transcript has 2 exons.
AUGCAUAUCUCUGCGACGAUCCUCGGUUUGGCAGCUAGCAGCUAUGCAUUAGAAGGGAGAGCCACUUCAGCAUCUGCUUACUCUUCCAACUCCGAUGGGAGCUACAAACUCUCUUCAAUUACUGCCCCGGUUCAAGGGUCUGGAGAUCCAGGCUCAUCAUCAACAUGGAAUUUAACCAUUGACGACACAAGCUCCGGCUACAAACAGACUAUCGUUGGAUUUGGUGGUGCUGUUACCGACGCGACAGUCACAUCCUUCAAUACCCUUUCUAGCUCCAACCUCCAAGAUCUUCUCAAUGAUCUAAUGACUGAUUCGGGCGCCAACUUUGCUCUUAUGAGGCAUACUAUCGGCGCCUCCGAUCUUUCUGGAGAUCCAGCUUAUACUUAUGACGACAAUGGUGGUUCUGCAGAUACAUCACUGUCUGGCUUUGGACUUGGCGACCGCGGAACCGCAAUGGCUAAACUGCUAGCUUCGAUGAAGUCCUCCCAGUCUGACCUUACUGUCUUUGGAUCACCAUGGAGUGCUCCUGGUUGGAUGAAAAUCAAUGGAGUCAUUGAUGGAAACACAACGGGGAACAAUCUGGAUGAUGGCUAUCUGGACUCGGGUACCGGGAGCUCUGGUUAUGCCACAGAAUUUGCUCAGUACUUCGUGAAGUACAUCCAGGCAUUCGAAGAUCUAGGUGUCUCUAUCGAUGCUAUUACCAUUCAGAAUGAGCCUCUGAAUAGUCAAUCAGGAUACCCGACCAUGUAUGUAUACGCCGAUGAGUCUGCGCAGCUGAUUCAGAACUAUAUCGGCCCUGCUCUUUCUGAUGCAAGCCUUAACACAAAGGUUUGGGCAUAUGACCACAACACAGAUGUAACAUCUUAUCCACAGACUGUCGUCGAUACUGCAGGCACAUAUGUUGACUCAGUCGCAUGGCACUGUUACGCCACCGACGUUGACUGGACUGUUCUUACCACCUUCCACAACUCCAACCCCAACGUCAAUCAAUACAUGACAGAAUGCUGGACACCAUCCACUGGAUCUUGGAACCAAGCAGCAGACUUUACCAUGGGACCCUUACAAAACUGGGCUGCUGGCGUGACUGCAUGGACCCUCGGCACCAAUUCCGACGACGGUCCACACCUUACCUCUGGUGGUUGCGGCACCUGCACUGGUCUAGUCACUGUCAACGAUGAUGGAAGCUAUACCUUCGAGACGGCCUACUACAUGAUUGCUCAAUUUAGCAAAUUCAUUCCAAAUGGUGCCAAGAUAUUGAGUGGAACCGGCAGCUACACCUACUCUAGUGGUGGAGGGAUUCAAUCUGUGGCCUCAUUGAACCCGGAUGGUACCCGCUCUGUUGUUAUUGAGAAUCUCUUUGAUAACGAUGUCUACGUGACCCUUACUACAGAGAGUGGUGAGGAAUGGUCCGGUGAUAUUCCGAGCGAGUCGGUCACUACUUGGGUACUUCCAGCUUCGUCAUAA